CCCUCUCAGGAUGUGGUCAAGGAGAUUAUACAAUUCUCCAAGGAUACACUAGAAAAGAUUGACAAGGCUCGCUCUGAGGGCUUGUACCACGAGGUUGUGAAGUUGUGCCGGGAGUGCCUGGAGAAGCAGGACUCGGUGUUUGCUGACACCAACAUCUACAUGCUGAGGAUGCUGAGCAUCGUUUCCGAGGUCCUCUCCUACCUCCAGGCGUUUGAGGAGGCCUCCUACUACGCCAGGAGGAUGGUGGAUGGCUAUGUGAAGCUCUACCACCCCAACAAUGCCCAACUGGGCAUGGCCGUGAUGCGGGCGGGGCUGACCAACUGGCAUGCUGGUAACAUUGAGGUGGGGCACGGUAUGAUCUGCAAAGCCUAUGCCAUUCUCCUGGUGACACACGGACCCACCCACCCAAUUACCAAGGACUUAGAGGCCAUGCGGAUGCAGACGGAGAUGGAGCUGCGCCUGUUCCACCAGAACGAGUUCAUGUACCGCAAGAUGCGUGAGGCUGCCCUGAACAACCAGCCCAUGCAGGUCAUGGCUGAGCCCAGCAGCGAGCCGGCGCCAUCUCUGUUCCAUAAGAAGCAAUGAGGACCUGCCUGGGGUGUGUGUGUGUGUGUGUGUGUGUGUGUGUGUGUGUGUGGCGGGGGGGGCACUGUGGCUCAGGAACUGGGGAGACAUUCUGGAGGGAGUGGGCUUCUGGGGAGACCCUUGAUGGGUAAAUUGGAGUAUUGCUCAACCCUGUUGCUAUGGGAAUGUACUGCUCUGGGUUCCUCAGUGUCAUGUUGGUUCAUCUCAACUCUGUUUAAUUCAAUUUAAUUCAUCCUAUAGCUCAACUCAUCCUACAAGUAUUUGUAGGCCCUAGAGAUAAAGAAGUUCCAAGAGUAGCUGGGGAGGCAAAAUGUAAGCAGACAAUGAAAGCGCUGUGUAAUCAUAAUGCAAUGUAAGCCGUGUGGAGAGAGGGGAGCAGUAGUGGGCCUGUCCGGUGGGUGUGUGUACACGCAGUGUGGGCUAUCGUGGAGGGGAUCUCAUCUGAGCUGAGGGUGGCAGGUGCUUGGAGCCUCAGGUGGCUGCUCACCCAACUGUGCAGGUGUCUCUGGGGCUGCUGGCCUCACCCGUGGUCUGGGAUUGUCAGUGUUUGGGUGACGAGGAUGGGAGAAGUCUGUUCAGGAUGAAGCUGAGGGAGACUUGGAAACACAUAUACCUGGAUUCCCUCAAUUUCCUCUUCCUACAGUCACACACGCCAUGCCUGCACCCACCCCUCCUUCUCACACCAGUGGACAGGACCCCCGCUCCUUCUCCACCUGUGCUCUGGGCUCCUUCCUCCCCUGUCUUGGGCCCGGCUUCACCUAUUACUCCUUCUCCACCCUGGAUCCUUGACAUGUUUCUAGCUUCUUGAGUGUGGUCAGUACACAUGCUGGGGGUGACCGGCAGUAAUAAUGUUCACAGCUGAGUAGUUUUUAAAGGGUUUGUCUCCCAUAGUUAUCUCCUUUUCUCUUUCCUUUCCUUUCCUUUUCUUUCUUUUUCUUUU
Myotis brandtii (Brandt's bat) is the source of this 1525-nucleotide messenger RNA. Its product is annotated as histone-lysine N-methyltransferase SMYD1. Gene Ontology annotation, molecular function: protein binding. The record is from RefSeq and is a predicted model, not a curated record. The transcript has 4 exons. Gene Ontology annotation, cellular component: nucleus. The annotation marks the transcript as partial. Lineage: Eukaryota; Metazoa; Chordata; Mammalia; Chiroptera; Vespertilionidae.